AUGACGAGUACAGUUCCAAAAGGAAAAGGCAGAGACUGCUAUGAGCGCUACGGUUUGAGAACACAUCCAACCCGAGUGCUGCAACCACACCGAGAUGCUCUCGUCCUAACAGUAGGGGUGGGAGACUACGACGUGAAAAGAAUCCUGAUCGACCCAGGCAGCUCCGCAGACUUGUUGCAGGUGGCAAUCAUUAAACGAAUGGGCUUCGAACCCUCCAGCUUAGAAAAUCCCGGAAGAACCCUGUCCGGAUUUAAUGGUUCUUCCACAACCUCGCUCGGAGAUGUAAUACUGCCGGUUCAUGCUGGGCCAGUUGUCCUAAACGUUCUGUUUUCUGUGGUUGAGGAUUUAUCCCCUUUCAAUGCCAUCUUGGGACGUACAUGGUUACAUGGAAUGAAAGUCAUUCUAUCCACAUAUCAUCAAAGGGUCAGCUUCAUUACCCGAGAUGGGCAAAUUAAUCUUUACGGAAACCAGCUUGCUGCUCGACAAUGUUAUCAGAUCUCUCGCGAAGCCGGACCCAGUACCGACUGCGAACAUUCCUUCAAAGGAGCAACUGCUUCUGACCAAUAG
Molecule: messenger RNA, 567 nt
Organism: Vitis riparia (riverbank grape)
Lineage: Eukaryota; Viridiplantae; Streptophyta; Magnoliopsida; Vitales; Vitaceae
Exons: 2
Coding region: 1-567 (188 amino acids)
Source: RefSeq, a predicted model, not a curated record